Molecule: messenger RNA, 1650 nt
Organism: Podarcis raffonei (Aeolian wall lizard)
Lineage: Eukaryota; Metazoa; Chordata; Lepidosauria; Squamata; Lacertidae
Product: endothelial protein C receptor-like
Biological process (GO): negative regulation of coagulation
Molecular function (GO): signaling receptor activity
Source: RefSeq, a predicted model, not a curated record
GUGACCUGCAGUCUAGUGGAUACGCUGCCCUGCAGAAGUGCUUCUGUGCCUCCACAUAUAUUAGUAAAUGCAGCAAAUAUCACAGGUAGCAUAAAUCUCUUGUGCAUAGGAUAUUAGACCAAAAAUGCAGCCUCUGGAGUAAUCUAAUUGCUUAGGGAAGUAGAGACUUUGGAACAAUAUGCUUUACACAUUUGAGCCUUGAAACUGUGUAUUAACUGCAAAAGUCCCCGUGAACCCAAAAAGCUCUGCUAGAGGCAGGAAACAGGUUUUCUUUUCCAUUGGGUAUAAAUAGUACUUUCCCCACAAUGCCCUAUUUUGAUUUCCUCAUCACAUUUAUUUCCUUCCCCCACCCGCUUUUCACACAAUAAACUUGGGGAAUCCUUUAAAUAAUUUUUUAAAAAAUCAUUUCCCAGUUAUAGUCUGGGAAUGUUGCAAUAGUAAUAGCUCUGGGAGAAAAGAGGGGCGAGGUCUGGCAAGGAAAAGUGUCAGUUCCUCUACUGCAGAUGAGGAAAUACGAAGAUAGAUGGAAUGACAUGCUCCACCCUUCAAUUCCCAAGAAACCCUGGGCUCCCUCCUCUAAUCCUGACGCAGGGUAGAGAGCUGGAUCCCAGAUUUUGUUUGCAUUUCCAAAAGACUUCAGCUCAUGGUGGCUCGAGAUACAGAAAGCUUGGGUUUCUUUCCACAGACUACAACACUGCACAGCACCUCCAGCACUCCUGGAUUUUGCAAACAAGCGAUCACCUUCUGGGAAUGUUACUCCUGCAAAUAAUCUUCGCUUGGGCUCUCUGCCACUGGGUGUAUGGCGUAGAGAGAGCUCAUCAUUCAACAGCAGCCUUUGUAGCAGAAUCUCAUGCCUUCGUUAUGACUCACCUGGCCUACUUCCCAAACGACAGUUCAGUGGAAAUGGUAGGUAAUGCCACUCUGGAUGGAAAACUUACCCACAGCGUGGAGUAUCAAAAUGAGCAAAUGAAUGCAAGCCAGUUGCUCCAGCUGGAAUCUUUAGAUCUCUGGGAGCAGAGGAAGAGUGCACUGCAACAUUACCUUGACCUUUUCAAGACAUUGGUCAACCUGUAUGCUCGCGAAAGGAAAAUACCAUACCCCCUACACAUGCAUUGUACUUUGGGGUGCCAGAUCUUUGGGAAUGGCACCAACAGAACCUUCUACGAGGUUUUAGUCAAUGGGACUGAUUUCCUGAGAUUCAAUGCAGCCAAUAAGAGCUGGGUACCUUUACAGAAAACUCCUGUGGCCAGCUAUACCAGUAUGCAGCUGAGCAAUUACAAUGAAACCAGUGCGGACCCAGCUUUCUUCCUGCAGGAAACUUGCAUCAAGAUUGUAACAGAGCACACUGCAGUGAAAGGAGCCUUUACAGGGAAACAUGAAAGACGUUCACACACUCCGCUGGUGGUAGGCAUCAGCCUUGGUGCCCUUGCUGUAAUGGCACUAGCUCUUUGCAUCUUCCUAUGCACAGGAGGGAAGAGAUAGCAUCUCAAGUAUUAUAUGGACCAGCAGCUCUGCAGAUGGGUUAGCCAAACACCACAGAAGAACAAUGAAGUUGGGAUGGGUGAAUCUGCCCAAUUCCGUUUCUCAUCUUUCCAAUUUUAAGUCCACUUCUCCACAUUUCCACAUCAAUCAGAAUUUUAUUUUAAGAGU